Daldinia childiae is the source of this 2154-nucleotide messenger RNA. RefSeq lists its product as uncharacterized. The record is from RefSeq and is a predicted model, not a curated record. The coding region runs from base 1 to 2154 and encodes 717 amino acids. NCBI's taxonomy places the organism in Eukaryota, Fungi, Ascomycota, Sordariomycetes, Xylariales, Hypoxylaceae. Gene Ontology annotation, molecular function: catalytic activity. The transcript has 4 exons.
AUGCCAACGAAGCAAGAUACGAAUGUGCCCACCGAGUCUCCAUUCAAAAUUAGUGAGCACUUAUAUGAAUUAUGUCUAUCAUCUGAGAGCGUCUCAUCAGCUCUCGCCCGAGAUUUGACAUUGACUCCUGGUGAGGCAUGGAAGAAGCUGUUCGGUUGGUAUACUCAUGACCAUGGCUCCAAGGGGGACUUCCGCGACAUUGGAAAAGGCUCUCUUAGCUCUAAAGAACUGGAGAGAGCCAGGGCCUGUGGGAAAUGGGGUUCACAAAAACCCAGCGACUUGUUUCUCAGAAUCUAUCACGAUGCACUAUCUACACUUGACGAGAAUUUGGAGUGCGGUAUGGUAAGCCCUUCUUUGAUGGGUAGCAGCGGGACUAUGCCAUUAACCAUCAUUUCCGUCAUCCCUGAUAUCGUGAGGCACAUGUCCAACCUCAUCGUCCGCGCUGAAAAAGAGGUAUACCUCGCAACCAAUUUUUGGCAGAACGGAGUGGCCUCCAAGUACAUCACGAAUGCGAUAAGAGAGCUUUCAUGUCGCGCAGGGGAGCGAGGAGUGAAAAUCGUCGUAAAGAUCAUAUAUGAUCGCGGGAGUCCAAAGCAACUCCUCGAGCCGCAUUAUAUGGUCCCCGAGAGCGAAUACACCGGUAGUGCCGUUGGACUACCAGCUCCACAUGAGAUCCCUAAUAUCGAUCUUCAAGUCAUUAAUUAUCACCGUCCGCUGCUAGGCACGUUUCAUUCUAAGUACAUGAUCGUCGACCGCAAGAUAGCCGUCGUACAGAGCAAUAAUAUUCAGGACAACGACAAUGUAGAGAUGAUGGUGCAGGUGGAAGGCCCCAUUGUAGACUCGUUGUACGAUAUGGCGCUUUUGAGUUGGCAUAAGAAAUUAGAGCCGCCGUUGCCAUAUCUCAAUUCUCCUGCAGCUGAGAGCGGAAGUACAAGUUUUACCUCGAGCUAUGCUGAUAUAUUCAGUCCUGAAGGAGCUAUCAAAGGCUACUCUGCGAUUGUAGAUACAGAUAAACUCCCGGGAGGAGAUAACUACGGCCUGAACGCUUUUGAGACCAAACGAACGGAAGGAUGGACAGACCAUGUUAAUGGAACGGGUAGAUCGAGCAUAGAGACAUCAAAUAGCCUGGGUUCUCUUAAUGGGGUUGGUGAUAGAUCCAGUAGCCAUGAAGGACAAGACGGUUUUAUUGCUCAAAAUCCCGAAGGAGGAAACUUUGCACCGCAAGGCCUACUUCCGGAGCAAACCGCAGACGCUCCCCACUACGACGAAGACCUCGCCGGGGAAAUCCGCCGCGUACAAGCGUCCGUAAGCCAAAAGCCAGGCGAAACGCGGAUGCAAGCUGUGUCGCGCCACCUCAAUCACACAGUUAACGAAGGGUUCGAAGGAACCGCUCCCGAGUGUGAUCCGCGGGACGAGAUGACACCGUACAUACCGCACCCAAUACACGAGCCCUUCCCAAUGGCUCUUGUCUGCCGCGCCCCUUACGGCCAACCGAAUCAUUCCUCUGUCUCAAAUCCCCAAAACGCGGCCUGGUUGUCGGCGUUGAGAAAUGCGCAGAAGAAUGUGUUCAUCCAAUCCCCAACGCUGAACGCAGAGCCGCUUAUCCCGGCUAUUGUGGAGGCUUGUGAGCGUAGCGUGGAUGUUUAUUGUUAUAUUUGCCUAGGAUAUAAUGACUCGGGCGAGAUGCUCCCCAUGCAAGGCGGCCACAACGAAGCCAUCGCACACCACCUCUACACCGACCUCCUCUCCCCCAGCGCAAAGCAACAUCUGCACUGGUACUGGUACACCGCCAAAGACCAGACGUCUCCCAUCGUAGCAAGCAAGAAGCGACGGUCCUGCCACAUCAAACUUCUCAUCGCGGACGAGCACAUCGGCGUCGUCGGGAACGGCAACCAGGAUACGCAGAGCUGGUUUCACAGUCAGGAGGUUAACGUACUAGUUGAUAGCGGACUGGUCUGUCGUAACUGGAUUGCGGGGCUAAGGAGGAAUCAGAAUACGCAUUUGUAUGGGAGAGUUGGGGGGAGGGAUGGGAUUUGGAGGGAUGGCGAGGGUAGGGAGGCGGAGGGGGCGACGGGUGUGGAUGCGGGGAGGUUGGCUUGGGCUAGGGGGGUUGUGGGCGCGGUUAAGAGGGUGCAGGGGACGGGGGGGUUUUAG